This is a messenger RNA of Penicillium antarcticum, 1533 nucleotides long. RefSeq lists its product as uncharacterized. Gene Ontology annotation, biological process: nuclear membrane fusion involved in karyogamy; karyogamy involved in conjugation with cellular fusion. Bases 1 to 1533 code for a protein of 510 amino acids. The record is from RefSeq and is a predicted model, not a curated record. Gene Ontology annotation, cellular component: endoplasmic reticulum membrane. The transcript has 6 exons. NCBI's taxonomy places the organism in Eukaryota, Fungi, Ascomycota, Eurotiomycetes, Eurotiales, Aspergillaceae.
AUGCCCAAUAUGAAGGUAGCUCUGAUUUCGCAGCUGCUUUUCUACGUCACCGCGCCACUCGUGAGCGCCAGUGAAGUGAGAUCAUCUUAUAAAGACAUCGACGUGAUCUCGCUCCUGGGCUCUCGAGCACGAAACCAAGACACAGUCUUCAAGGAAGCAAUCGACCUUCUUGAAUCGCUCAAAUCGUCACCAUCGUGCAGCCGGGUGGCAGCAACGAGGCUAGUGGUGUCAUGCCAGGCAUUCGGCGGCGACAAAGACCGCACGCAUGCGGACAGCCCUAAUACCAUGGAUUUCCUGCGGUCAGUCUACGCAGCACGACUGGCAAUAUGCGAGAUUGAGGGUGCCGGUACCACAGUACCACAGUCAUGCCUUCCAGUGACAGUGCCAACCGCUCCCCAGAAAGGUCGGUUCGGAUUCGCGUCUCGUCACAAGUCCUCCGACAAUGCCGCAGAUGAGAUGCCAAGGGAGAUCCUAGAGCAAUGUCUGCGAACACUCGAGUCGCGGCCUCAAUGGUGGACUUCAUACAGCAACAGUCGACAGAAUGCCCUGACCAUAUGUCAAGCCUCGCGGAUCGAGACAGAGAAGGAUGAGCUACUCGAUCUUCACCGAUCCAUUGCCAAAAGCAGUCUGAAACUAAGCAAUGGCAUUCGAGACGCAUUGCGAGAUGCAGCGGCACAGUCUGAGCAACAGCAAUUAUUCAUGCAAGCUGUUCAGGCUCAACAAAGGAAGAUCGUGAUGGAGGUGGAACACACAGAGUCGCUGUUUCAACGAACUUUCGGCAAUUUCUUUCGUGAGAUAGAGCUUGGCGUCGGGGUCCUCCAAGACAGUAUAUCCUCGGCUUUUCUCAUUUUACGCGCAGGGACCGGAACUCUUGAAAAGGAAAUUCACAAUGUCUCAAGCCAGGUGAACGCCCUUCAACAUGCCCUUCUGGAAGUGCAUCAAGAUGCCAUUGCUAGAAGUCAGGAAGCAACAGUGGUACAGGAGAGCAACGCCGUGGCUCAUGGAAAAUUUGCGGCCUCCUUACACCUUUCACUUGAGUCACUUCUAGACUCUGACAUGGUGAAGGUUUAUAGAGGAAUGCAAAAGUUUGACGCUAUUAUGGAAUGGCUGACAAGCCGAAUGAACACGAUCCUCGAACAAGAGCUCCGAAUGACCGAGCGACUCCAAAUUAUGGAGACAUCCAUGCAGCUAUCUGAAUCAAAAGCAAGCGAAUUACAGCACGCCCAAGAUCAGCAAACAGAAAAGCUCGCUGCACAUUCCCGCACUCAAGAGGCGAUCCAAUUCCACGCACAAGUCUCGCAGGCUCUCAUCAAGAAAGCCAGCAUCGCAGCUGCCAAUCUUCAAAGCAUUAUUGAUGACGCAGCUACGAAAUAUAAAAGUGGUCCAAAUCUCCACAUUGGAGGAUAUUCCGCAUGGUCUCUUUGCGGAUUUCUUCUCUUGAUCAUCGCGGCCCAGAACUUCAAGGUUGCAAUUCCAUUAAUAUUUUUCGUUUUCGCGCAUUCCAUAGCGUCGACGAUUUUCCCCUUCUUUUAG